Molecule: messenger RNA, 2570 nt
Organism: Alexandromys fortis (reed vole)
Lineage: Eukaryota; Metazoa; Chordata; Mammalia; Rodentia; Cricetidae
Gene: Pla2g6
Product: phospholipase A2 group VI
Exons: 14
Coding region: 110-1999 (629 amino acids)
Biological process (GO): cardiolipin acyl-chain remodeling; positive regulation of ceramide biosynthetic process
Cellular component (GO): mitochondrion
Molecular function (GO): protein binding
Source: RefSeq, a predicted model, not a curated record
CUGCGCCAAUAGCACAGAGAAUGAGGAGGGCUGCACCCCACUACACCUGGCCUGCCGCAAGGGUGACAGUGAGAUCCUGGUGGAGUUGGUACAGUACUGCCACGCCCAGAUGGAUGUCACCGACAACAAAGGAGAGACCGCCUUCCAUUAUGCUGUACAGGGGGACAAUUCCCAGGUGCUUCAGCUCCUAGGGAAGAACGCCUCGGCCGGCCUCAACCAGGCGAACAAGCAGGGGCUGACCCCGCUGCACCUGGCCUGCCAGAUGGGCAAGCAGGAGAUGGUGCGUGUGCUGCUGCUCUGCAAUGCCCGCUGCAACAUCAUGGGACCCGGCGGCUUCCCCAUCCACACAGCCAUGAAGUUCUCCCAGAAGGGGUGUGCUGAAAUGAUCAUCAGCAUGGACAGCAACCAGAUCCACAGCAAGGAUCCUCGCUAUGGAGCCAGCCCGCUCCACUGGGCCAAGAACGCCGAGAUGGCCCGAAUGCUGCUGAAGCGCGGCUGUGACGUGGACAGCGCAAGCACCGCAGGAAACACAGCCCUGCAUGUGGCGGUGAUGCGCAACCGCUUUGACUGUGUCAUGGUGCUGCUGACCUACGGGGCCAACGCAGGUGCCCGUGGAGAGUAUGGGAACACGCCACUGCACCUGGCCAUAUCGAAAGAUAACAUGGAGAUGGUCAAAGCCCUCAUUGUAUUUGGGGCAGAAGUGGACACCCCAAAUGACUUUGGGGAGACUCCUGCAUUCAUGGCCUCCAAGAUCAGCAAACUGAUUACCAGGAAGGCGCUCUUGAGUCUGCUGAGAACUGUGGGGGCCGACCACGGUUUCCCACUCAUCCCGGGGGUCCCCAUGGACCAGAGCUCUGCAACAACACCUCACCCCUUCUUCUCUCUGGACAAAACUCAGCCCCCAGAGAUCAGCUUAAACAGCCUAGAGCUUCAGGACCUCAUGCCCAUCUCCCGAGCCCGGAAGCCGGCGUUCAUCCUGAGCUCCAUGCGGGAUGAGAAGCGAACCCAUGAUCACCUGCUCUGCCUGGAUGGAGGGGGCGUGAAAGGCCUGAUCAUCACCCAGCUCCUCAUUGCCAUCGAGAAGGCCUCAGGUGUGGCCACCAAGGACCUCUUCGACUGGGUGGCAGGAACCAGCACCGGGGGCAUCCUGGCCCUGGCCAUUCUGCACAGUAAGUCCAUGGCCUAUAUGCGUGGUGUGUACUUCCGAAUGAAGGACGAGGUGUUUCGGGGCUCACGGCCCUAUGAGUCUGGGCCCCUGGAAGAGUUCCUGAAACGGGAGUUUGGAGAACAUACCAAGAUGACAGAUGUCAAAAAACCCAAGGUGAUGCUGACGGGGACACUAUCUGACCGACAGCCAGCGGAGCUCCACCUAUUCCGGAAUUACGAUGCACCAGAGGCCAUUCGGGAACCUCGCUUCAACCAAAACAUUAACCUGAAGCCACCGACUCAGCCUGCAGACCAGCUGGUAUGGCGGGCAGCCCGGAGCAGUGGGGCAGCCCCAACCUACUUCCGGCCCAACGGACGCUUCCUGGACGGUGGGCUGCUGGCCAACAACCCCACGCUAGAUGCUAUGACUGAAAUCCAUGAGUACAAUCAAGACAUGAUCCGCAAGGGCCAGGGCAACAAGGUGAAGAAGCUCUCCAUAGUUGUCUCUCUGGGGACAGGAAGGUCCCCUCAAGUGCCUGUAACCUGUGUAGAUGUCUUCCGCCCCAGCAACCCCUGGGAACUGGCCAAGACUGUAUUUGGAGCCAAGGAACUGGGCAAGAUGGUGGUGGACUGUUGUACAGAUCCAGACGGUCGGGCAGUGGACCGGGCCCGGGCCUGGUGCGAGAUGGUUGGCAUCCAGUACUUCAGGCUGAACCCCCAGCUAGGCGCAGACAUCAUGUUGGAUGAGGUCAAUGAUGCGGUGCUGGUCAAUGCCCUCUGGGAGACGGAGGUCUACAUCCAUGAGCACCGGGAGGAGUUCCAGAAGCUUGUCCAGCUGUUGCUGUCACCCUGAGCCCCCGGGCCCUGCUGGCAGGGGUGGGCCAGGUCACCCAACACACUGAGGACCAAGCUGGGCCAGGCAGCUCCGUGUCCACCUGAGGACUGGGGCUCAGCGCAAACAGUUCCCCACAAGGCACCUCUCCUGACCCACCUGCACUUUGCCACUCCAGGCUGAAAGCCCAGAGUCCCCUCAGCCCUCUUACCAAACUGUGAAGGACAGCUGGCUCCCUCAACUUCCCUACAUCUCAGUGAGAGCAACACUAAGGUGCCCAGUGUGACCAGAGAGUUCUCCCAGGUUCCCUGGCCACGGCAGCCCACCCCUUCCUCCCUCUUCCUGAAGUCAGGGACUAGAGAAAUGGGGUUCCACCCCAUCAUCAGGUGAAAUCCAGGCUAUUGAAAUCCAACCCCAUUUGACUUUGCCCCUCUACACCUGCCAGCCACCCCACCCCUGCAACCACCCCACCUUAAGAGCCCUGCCAGCUCCCAAAGGUCAAUUCUGUGCACACACUCUUCUCUGGAAGGAGAGUGGGCAGGGGUUCAAGGCCACCUCAACUGUGAAAUAAACGGGUUUAGUAUCAAGUUCA